AUGGACGUGUACAGUCACAUGGCAUCCCCCAGCAUUCCGAAGCUCUUCAGCCCUCUGUCGCACCGACUGAGCGGGGCGCUCACCUCCCCACACCCCUCCCUCUCCUACCGCGGCAAGUCCCCCAUCCUCUCCGCAUCAAGCUACACCCAGCCGCAGCUGCAGCAGGGACUGCUGCCCCCGCACCAGGAGCAGCAGCAGCAGCAGCACUACCAGCAGCAGCAGCAGCACCACCACCACCACCAGCAGCAGCAGAGGAAGAUCUCACCAGACGGUCAGCUCUUGAUAGGCGCCGAUGGGCGUGUAUCCGAGGCUGCGGCGCCUGCUAUCCCGGAGCUAGGCCGGCGCGGCUCUGGAAAAGCAGCAGCGGAAGACGAGGAGGAUGAGGACGAUGACGAGUAUUAUGACGGGGAGGAGGACGGGGAGGAGGAGGAGGAGGAAGAAGACGAAGAGACGUACUACGAGCUGCAGGGCAAGGGGAGUGGGAGUAGUUUCAUCCAGGCGAUGUUCAACGGGGUGAAUAUCCUUGCAGGAGUGGGUGUGCUCUCCACGCCCUACGCGCUCAUGCAGGGGGGAUGGGCGGGGCUGCUGCUUCUGGUGCUGCUGGCGGCGAUCUGCUGUUACACGGGCCUGGUGCUCCGGUUCUGCCUGGAUAGUGAGCCGGGACUGGAGACAUAUCCGGACAUUGGCGAGGCUGCUUUUGGGCAGAUGGGACGCCUGCUGAUAUCGAUCGUGCUCUACGUGGAGUUAUAUGCAUGCUGCGUGGAGUUUCUGAUUCUGGAGGGCGACAAUCUAGGCGCCAUGUUUCCGCAGCUGGGCCUGUCCGUGCUGGGCGUGCACCUGACGUCGCGCCAUCUGUUUGUGCUCGUGUCUGCGCUCUGCAUCCUGCCCACCAUGUACCUGCGCGACCUCAGCCUCCUCUCCUACGUCUCUGCGGGGGGAGUGGUGGCGUCGGUGGUGGUGGUAUCAUCAGUGGCGUGGGUGGGAGUGGCAGAUGUGGGAUUCCACCAGUCGGGUCCGCUGCUCAGCAUAUGGGGCAUGCCCGUCACCAUCGGCCUCUUUGGCUUCUGCUACUCGGGCCAUGCAGUCUUCCCCAACAUCUACAUGUCCAUGCGCAACCGCAAUGAAUUCAACAAAGUGCUCUACUGCAGCUUCAUCCUGUGCACGCUCAUCUAUGGCGGCAUGGCAGUCAUGGGGUUCACCAUGUUUGGGAGUGCGCUGGAGAAUCAGAUCACGCUGAAUCUGCCCCGCCAAUUCAUCGCCUCCAAGAUCGCCAUCUGGACCACUGUGAUGGCGCUGUGUCUCGAGGAGCUACUCCCGCUGGACCCGUACUCCCCGGGCUACCGCCGGGCCUCCCUCGCCAUCCGCACUGCACUUGUUGUCUCCACCGUCGUUGUCGCCCUGCUCGUGCCCUUCUUUGAAGUAGUCGGGCCUCCCUCGCCAUCCGCACUGCACUCGUCGUCUCCCUGCUCCCUCGUGCCCUUCUUUGGUGGUAUUCUUGCGGGAGGUGGUUUUCUUUUGUGA
Molecule: messenger RNA, 1521 nt
Organism: Closterium sp. Naga37s-1
Lineage: Eukaryota; Viridiplantae; Streptophyta; Zygnematophyceae; Desmidiales; Closteriaceae
Source: the annotation of a GenBank genome assembly